CGAUGACAGUUGGAGGAACUUCAGUUGCCAAAAUAAACAAGUGUAUUUUUUAUCACGGAAAAUGCUGACGGACACCGAGGAUGACUUCUUCUUCGAGGAGGAUAAGAUGCCUGAACCCCUGCUCAUCCAGUUGGAUGGGGACAGUGCCCAGGCCGUCCGGCGGCACAAGGACUUUCCCGAGGAGCAGGGGCAACCCUCCGCCGCUCCGCUCGAGGCCACCGUUAUGCUCUGCUCCCCGGCGGGCUUUUGCUCCGAUCCCGGAUCCGGGGACAGGUUCGGCGUCGAGUCCGCCAAUAGGCAGAAAUAUGAGUUAGACCGUUUGGGGAUGACUGUCAGCACAAGUGCCGUCGUCAUUACCAAGGAUCAGAGUAACCUGAUUGGAAUUAGCAUUGGAGGUGGAGCACCCAUGUGCCCCUGUCUAUACAUUGUGCAGAUCUUCGAUGGAACGCCCGCCGCAAGGGAGGGAUCCCUGCAAUCUGGAGACGAAUUAUUGGCGGUCAACUCGGUGAGCGUGAAGGGCAAGACGAAGGUUGAGGUAGCCAAGAUGAUCCAGACGGCCACAGACGAGGUGGUUGUCCACUACAACAAGUUGCAUGCUGACCCCGAACAGGGCAAGACACUAGACAUCAUCCUGAAGAAGCUAAAGCAUCGGAUCGUAGACAAUUUGUCGAGCAAUACAGCGGAUACUCUGGGCCUCUCCCGGGCAAUACUCUGCAAUGACUCGCUGGUGAAGCGACUGGAGGAGCUCGAGGGCACCGAGUUGAUGUACAAGGGUCUGGUGGAGCAUGCCCGCCGGAUGCUCAAAGCCUACUACGAUCUCCUGCAGACGUACAAGUCCUUUGGGGACUGCUUCACCCAAAUAUCGGUCCACGAGCCACAACAGCGGGCCUCGGAGGCUUUUCGAACUUUUGGGGAGUUCCAUCGCACCUUGGAGAAGGAUGGUCUGGGGAUCAUCAAGCAGAUAAAGCCAGUGCUUGCCGAUCUGGGAACGUAUCUGAACAAGGCCAUCCCGGACACAAAGCUCACGGUACGUCGCUAUGCGGAUGCAAAGUUCACAUAUCUCUCGUAUUGCCUGAAGGUCAAGGAAAUGGAUGACGAGGAGCACGGCUUUGCUGCCCUACAAGAGCCACUUUAUCGCGUCGAAACAGGCAACUACGAGUACAGAUUAAUUUUGAGAUGUCGCCAGGAUGCACGCAGCAAGUUCGCCAAGCUCCGCACGGAUGUUCUCGAGAAGAUGGAGCUGCUGGAAUGCAAACAUGCCAUGGAUCUGAACAAGCAGUUAAGGAGCCUGCUGGAGAGUUUGGCGGAACUUCACCGAAGUUUAGUGGACCGUUUGGACUCGCUGCCGCCUCUGUUUCCCAUCGAAGUAGACUUCAAGGAGACGGACUUCCAGUACAAGUCUAGUACUCUGAAGCCGCAGGAGCUGGACGACGAUGAAAUAGAGGCCAACAACCAUUCCAAUUCAACCUCUUCCCACGUCGAUUGCGGAUUUGAGGCUGUAGAGCAGCCGGCGGCCAUCAUUAACGUGGAUGUAAAGGCAUCCGUGGAUUCAUCUGCUUCCCACUCCACCAGUGACAACGAAACGCUGCUCAAGGAACUGGGUCUGUACGAUGUGGACCUGCUGUCCAAUCCGCAGACCAUUAGCAACCAAAAGGACUCCAUUGCGGCCCAGAACGAUGGAUACGACUUCGACCUGUUCCUGAACCAGGCGACUGCAGCCACUACCAGCUUGGAGCGAGAUCUUAUGUCCUCGAAUGCAGAGGAGAUGGAUCUACUCUUGCAAUAAGCUUUUCUAGUACAAAUAUUUAAAAACGUGUUAGAUAAAUAUUAAAUGUUCCAGUAUUGAUAAAAAUAAUAUCAAAA
Drosophila biarmipes is the source of this 1863-nucleotide messenger RNA. It is a transcript of the gene PICK1, whose product is annotated as PRKCA-binding protein. Gene Ontology annotation, cellular component: postsynaptic early endosome; postsynaptic density; trans-Golgi network membrane. Gene Ontology annotation, molecular function: protein domain specific binding; protein kinase C binding; phospholipid binding. The transcript is spliced from 4 exons. The record is from RefSeq and is a predicted model, not a curated record. NCBI's taxonomy places the organism in Eukaryota, Metazoa, Arthropoda, Insecta, Diptera, Drosophilidae. Bases 62 to 1786 code for a protein of 574 amino acids. Gene Ontology annotation, biological process: regulation of Arp2/3 complex-mediated actin nucleation; intracellular protein transport; receptor clustering.